UCAGCAGCCCCUGUCUUCAGCUCUGCAGUGCGGAGCUCAGUCAUCAGGAUUCGCUGUUGCAAAGGCCACAGGUCAGCCUGCCUCCGGCACCCAGGCCCGGGGCUCAGCUCUGGGUGUGCACGGCCUGCCCCGUCCUCCCGGGGUGUGCCCAGUGCCACAGGUGAGGAGGGGGACGCCGAGGGCACCGCUCCUUUAAGGCGAUGUCACAAGGCCGCGGAAGUGGUGGAACCCCGGCCCCGGCAGAACCCGGGGCCACCGUCGACCGCCUCAUGGGGCCCCGGGCCCACACGUGAGCAGAGGCCGCCAUGGCAGAGGGCGGGGAGCUGAUGAGCCGGCUCAUGAGCGAGAACGCGGACCUCAAGAAGCAGGUGCGGCUCCUCAAGGAGAACCAGAUGCUCAAGCGGCUGCUGAGCGAGAGCUGCCAGGACGGCGGCCCCGGGCCCGGGCGAGACCUGCUCUUCCCCAGGGGGCCCGGCUACCCCGAGGCCAGCUCGCCCGGGGCCGGAGGCCCAGACUUCGGACGGUUUGCAGGCGUGGUGGACGUGCCAGCCCAGCUGCAGGCCCAGUCCUCCCUGGAGGACCUGCUGUGCUCCCACGCGCCCCUGUCCAGCGAGGACGAGACCUCCCCGGGCUGUGCCAGUGCCUCCCCAACGCCCUUCAAGGCUUUUCUGGCAUCUCCGGCCCGCAGUGUUGAGCGUAAGCUGUCGCCCCUGCUGGGCCCCCUGCACGACCCGCUGGACAAGGCCCUGCUGGAGCCCCGUGACGCCACACGGCCCAAGAAGGUCUGCUUCUCCGACAGCGGGCUGCCUGCGGGUGACCGGGGCCGGCGCAGCUACUACCUCAACGGUGAACCGGCGGGCGACGGGCAGGCGGAGAUCCAGAGCUUCUCGGGUGCCGAGAAGGACGGACGCAUCGUGGGUGAGAUCGCCUUCCAGCUGGACCGCCGCAUCCUGGCCUACGUCUUCCCGGGGGUCACGCGGCUAUACGGCUUCACCGUGUCCAACAUCCCCGAGAAGAUCAGGCAGACGUCCAUCAAGUCCCUGGACGGCGCGGUGGACGAGAAGAAGCUGCGGGAGCUGACCCAGCGCUACCUGGCGCUCACCGCGCGGCUGGAGAAGCUGGGCUACAACCGCGAGGUGCACCCGGUGUUCAGCGAGUUCCUCAUCAACACCUACGGCAUCCUGAAGCAGCGCCCAGACCUGCGCGCCAACCCGCUGCACGGCAGCCCCGCCGCCCUGCGCCGCCUGCUGAUCGACGUGGUGCCCCCCAAGUUCCUGGGCGACUCCCUGCUGCUGCUCAGCUGCCUGUGCGAGCUGUCCAAGGAGGACAGCAAGCCGCUCUUCGCCUGGUGAGCCGCCGCACCGCGGGUCGGAGAGGAGAGGGCAGGCCCCGCCCGGCACCGCCAGCAUUAAAGCUCUGUUCACCA
Molecule: messenger RNA, 1426 nt
Organism: Erinaceus europaeus (western European hedgehog)
Lineage: Eukaryota; Metazoa; Chordata; Mammalia; Eulipotyphla; Erinaceidae
Gene: SPATC1L
Product: spermatogenesis and centriole associated 1 like
Exons: 4
Coding region: 306-1352 (348 amino acids)
Source: RefSeq, a predicted model, not a curated record